Molecule: messenger RNA, 4916 nt
Organism: Periophthalmus magnuspinnatus
Lineage: Eukaryota; Metazoa; Chordata; Actinopteri; Gobiiformes; Gobiidae
Gene: ssh2b
Product: slingshot protein phosphatase 2b
Exons: 15
Coding region: 185-3613 (1142 amino acids)
Biological process (GO): actin cytoskeleton organization; negative regulation of actin filament polymerization; protein dephosphorylation
Cellular component (GO): cytoplasm
Molecular function (GO): protein tyrosine/serine/threonine phosphatase activity; actin binding
Source: RefSeq, a predicted model, not a curated record
CAGACGCGAACAGAGGAAACAGCCGGGGAGUAGUCAAACAGACUGUGGAGCGACCAGAAAGGAGGAGGAAAACGCCAACAAAGACACAGCGCCCGGGGUCGGUUGGGGUUUGCUCCUCCACGAGACCAUUAUGCUCGUCUCUGCGCCGUGGCUUGUUCUCAGGUGUCCGCUUCCCGGUCGAUGAAUGGCGCUGGUUACCGUUCAGCGUUCACCGACCCCCAGCACCAGCUCCAGCCCCUGUGUUUCGGAGUCCGGCAGUGGGGAAGAUGACCGUCGUUCACAGCCAAGAAGCAUCAGUGAAAGUUUCCUGACAGUCAAAGGAGCUGCUCUCUUUUUACCUCGAGGAAAUGGCUCCUCUCCUUCCGCAGGCUCACGCUUCACACAUCUCCGCAACAAACAUGCAGGAGACAUUCAGCAGCAUCUUCAAACCAUGUUCACGCUCCUCAGACCAGAGGACAACAUCAAACUGGCUGUCAGGCUGGAGAGUGUGCACCCUCAGAUCACGCGGUACAUGGUGGUCGUGUCCACAAACGGACGCCAGGACACAGAGGAGAGCGUCGUACUAGGGAUGGACUUCAGCCCCAUCGACAGCUCAUGCUCAGUAGGAAUGGUGUUGCCUUUGUGGAGUGACACAUUGAUUCAUCUAGAUGGAGAUGGUGGUUUCAGUGUCUCGACCGAUAACAAAAUCCAUGUCUUCAAACCUGUAUCAGUGCAGGCGAUGUGGUCCGCUCUGCAGUCCCUUCACAAAGCCUGUGAGGUGGCCCGCUGUCACAACUACUUCCCGGGCAGCCUGUUCCUCACGUGGGUCAGCUACUACCAGAGCCGGGUGUCCUCUGAUCAGGCACGCAUCAACGAGUGGAACGCUAUGCAGGACGUCGAGUCUCACCGAGCUGAUUCACCUGUCCUCUUCUCUGAUGUACCAACUGAACGAGAGCGGACAGAGCGACAAAUUAAGACCAGUUUGAGGGAAAUUAUGACGCAAAAGGAUCUUGAAAAUGUCACUAGCAAAGAGAUCCGAACAGAGCUGGAGAUGAGCAUGACAUGUAACCUCCGUGAGUUUAAGGAGUUUAUCGACAAUGAGAUGAUUAUAAUCCUAAGACAGAUGGACAGUCCAACAGAAAUAUUCGAUCAUGUUUUCUUGGGAUCAGAGUGGAAUGCAUCAAAUUUAGAGGAGUUGCAGAAUAGUGGAGUUCAAUACAUCCUGAAUGUAACAAGAGAAAUUGACAACUUCUUUCCCGGCUUGUUUGAAUACCACAACAUCCGAGUUUAUGAUGAGGAGGCCACUGACCUUUUGGCCUAUUGGAAUGACACAUACAAGUUUAUUGCAAGGGCCAAGAAAGCUGGUUCAAAAUGUCUGGUGCACUGUAAAAUGGGUAUAAGUCGCUCUGCUGCCACAGUGAUCGCAUAUGCCAUGAAAGAGUAUGGCUGGGACCUGAACAAGGCUUUUGAUUAUGUCAAAGAACGUCGAAGUGUGACCAAACCCAACCCUUCGUUCAUGAGGCAGCUGGAGGAGUAUCAGGGGAUUCUUGUGGCAAGCAAACAAAGGCACAACAAACUCUGGCGUUCUCAUUCCGACAGCAACCUCUCUGAGCACCAUGAACCUUUAUCCAAGUCUUUAGCUCAGCCCAACAGCUUGGGCCGCUCUGAUCCCCAUAACCAGGCCCCCUCCUCGGGACCGUCCGUCAAAGAGCUGCUCGAGUCUCUGGGAGCCCCACCCAACACUGUUAAACCCUCCUCCAGCCAGACUGAUCCCAAGUCUAAACAGAGCUCUUCCUGCACUGAAGGACUCACCAGUUUAUCAGCACAAAGUCUCCAAGUCCAGUCUCAGGCAUCCCAGAUGAGGCAGCCCUCCCCCUGCACCUCUCCGUGUCCCCUAUCCCCUCCCUUGUCCAACGGUGUAUGUGGUGGUGAGGAUUGCCCCUCAUUGCCUCCUGUGUCCCAGACCAGAGCGGCCACAGUCAUGCCCCCCGCCACAGGUAUAUCUAUGGUAGUGCAGUGUGUCCCUUUAGGCCAACCUCACCCCCCUCCCCUGCUGCACCACCUGCCGCCCUCACCCGCCCCUUCUCCCACCCCGUUCUGUGAGGACGAGUUGGUCAAGGUGCAAGUGGUGUUGUGUCCUAUGGUCAAACCAUUGCCAGUGUCAGUGCCUCAACCCUUCGCCAUUCAAACCCCCACCUCGCAGCUAGGACCCAAGUGUGUGUCCACAGCAUUGGCUGUCAAAAACACAGACUGUGAGCAACACUUGUGUGCGUUGUCUUUGGCAGCCCACACUCCCCCCUCCAGUUUUAUCAGCUUCCCCAGUGCCAUUCCUCAGGACAACAAAGUAUUGUUUGCUCACAGUGCUGACCACAUCAACUUCUUUAGUGCCAGGGAAAAGUUCAAGGGCAUGACUAAAGAUGGCAAGACUGCUGUGAAAAAAGAGGAACAGUCUGUGCCUCUGGAUGUUGCAAGUAAUGAAGAGAAAGAUGGCGUUACGAAAAAGGAAAUGACUGUACCUGUGCAGGUCACAGGACCUAAGCCUGACCUGCAUGUUAGCAAGUUGAAGCAGGAAGAUAUUUUAUCACAAGAGGAAGCAGGCAAUCCAAAAGAGGAAGCAAAACCCAAAGAGGAGGAGGAGGCAGCUUUGCAGCUCUACAGUGAUUGGACGAGAGGGUCUGUGCGGCGUGUUACACGGCAGCUCGAGCAGCGAAUGAGACAGGAGCAAGAGGUGCACUCCCCCUCCUCCUCCCCUCCCUCUCUUUCUGGAGGUUGGACCCAGCGGCGUACAGCCAGUGUCCCGUCUGUAAUGGGGUCAAGUGUGCAGAACGCCUCUCUCUGUCCUGAGGUGACAUUGGUCAGCCCGGUGCAAGAGGAACAGGAGGAGGAAGAUGGUGAGAUGCAUAGCCUGGGUCAAAACGAUAAAAGCACAAAAGGAGCCAAGGUCCUGCCUGCUGAGAGAUCUCUGUCUACCUCCGGUCAGUACACUGCCCACUCGCCCUUCUCCUCUGUCAACUUCCUGUGUCUGGAGGGUGUCACUGAGUUUGAGUCAGCCACAGACUGGGACUGUUCCACUCUGGCAGGGGACAUUAUAAUGAGGGAGACGUGGGAGACGCUGUGUGAGCUAGGGGCGUUCCUGCAGCAGGUGAGUGUGGGGGAGGCGUGUAAAGUGUGGCAUGUGGCUCAGGCUCGGAGCACCAGCAUCCAGAGGAGGGUCAGAGAGGUGGAGGCCCGGAUAAGACAGGCGGGGCUCACCCCUCCCUCUCUCAUGAAGCGCUCCGCCUCUUUGGCCAAGCUGGGCUGUCUGGACCUGCUGGCCAAUGAGCUGAGUGAAUGGGAGCUGACCCGCUCCUCUGUGGCCCCCUUCUCCUGCACAGAGCCUCCAGGCCACACAGUGGUCAGUGAUGAAUCCAAAAAACAGCGCGUCCACCACUUUCCCUCUUUAUCCAGCCAGCACAAACCACCCCCUGAGGAGCACGACAUCCCUCUUCAGUCCCCUCGCUCCUCCAGCCUACCUGUGCCCUCUGGACAGGACACUUCAGGACCAAACCCCACCACAGCAAGGCAGCAGUAUGGACGGACUCACCCCCUACGAAGGCUCAAGAAACGAACUGGCACCCUUUACCACACCAUGUAAAACCUCUAUGUCAAAAUGUCUGUGAGAGAAUAGAGUGCAAAGUCACUGCGAAAUUAAUAUCUAUAUGAGUAAACUACUGUAAUUCAAAAUAUUGAAUUUGAGUAGUUUUGGCUAGUAUAGGGGUUAUUUAAAUGGAGUAAAGAAAAUUUCACAUCGAAUAACAUUCUAUUACUCAUACGUUACACAUAUUACACAUUGUGUGUGUGGUGUGUGUGAUUGUGUGGUGUGUGUAUGUGUAUAUAUAUAUAUAUAUCACACACACACACUAUACAAUACAAAUAAUGAGUAUAUACAUUUCACUAGUCAAUAUUCUGAAUUCAAGUCCUUUCAACACAAUCAGUAAUACAUUUUACCUUGAUCAGCAAAACUAACAAAUGCCUCUUGCCUUAAUAAAUAAGUUUGUUUGUUCCAGCAAAUCUGCCAAGAGCCUCUAUGAUGAAUAAUAUCUAUGUGGGUCAAUAGCAUUAAAACACUGUGUACUAUCUAUACCUGCAACAAUCAUUUUACAUCUUGAUAUUUUUGGCCAUUUUGGCACAGGUUAAAUUUUUAUACUAAUGCUGGUUUAUCACUUAGUUGCUGUUAUAUUUGGUUGAACGUAGCCACUUUUUCAUCUCUUUUAAAGCAAAGUUGCAAAAUUACCCAGGACCCAAUGUUGUAUUAUAAGCAGCAUAUGAGCUGUCUUUAAGAAUGACAUAACUGGAGCAUCGAAAUUUGGAUUGUGUUUUUGUAUGUGGGUACUUGGGAGGCAUGCUGUUUGUCUUUUUUUUUUUUUUUGCUUUGACUGUGUUACCUCAUAGUCUAAAAAACAAACCCUGCCCAUAUGUUAGGACAUGAUUUCUGGAAUGUCCAUCUCAAUCUGAAAUAAUCUGUCAGAUCUCUUUUCUCUUGGAUGCCACUGAAUCUAUAAAAUUGUAUGUAUUGCUUGAGAGGAGUGAAUUUAUUCUGUUUUGGGGAUGUAAAGAUCUAUAUUGUAACAUUUUAGGAGCUGUACAUGUUUUUAUAUUUAGCCAGUGUCUGUGAGUGACUGUAGCACAACUUCUACCACAUGAUAGUUUUUUGUUUGUUUGUUUUUUUUGUACACAUUGGGGGUGUGCCUCUGAUUGAUGAAGCUUCAGAGUUAUAUGUCAUACAUGCACUUUACUCCUUUUUUGUUAUUGUGGCUUUUUUAUGUAUGGUUGCUACUUUUGGGUGCAUGCUUGGGUAGUAGCAAAUGGUGUGUGUGUGUUUUAAACUAUCAUACAUGUAAAUAUUCUUUUAUAUCAUGUGUCUCAACUUUGACCAUUAAAUAAUUAUUGAAAAAUGG